AUGCGCUAUGCGCGGCACGCUCUGUCUACGUCCGCCCCCAGAUAUACCACCCAGUCCCAGACUCAUCCAUUUUCCUUCCUCCCAGCCAACUCACUUGACCCAAAGCCGCGGACCAAGGGACUAACCGAAAUCCGCGGACCAUACUACGCGCCCGUGACGGAGACCUACCUCAACGAGCUACUGAACGAUUGGGGAGAUUAUGUCGAUGGUAUCAAAUUUGCAGGGGGUGCCUUCACGCUUAUGCCGGAGGAGCGGCUGAAGGGACUGAUCGAAACGGCUCACAAGCACAACUGCUAUGUUAGCACAGGUGGAUACAUUGAGCGCGUCAUCUCUGCGUCAGGAGGAAGCAAGAGCACUAUUUCCAAGUAUCUCACGACAUGCAAGAACCUGGGGUUUGACGUUCUCGAGAUAUCUUCAGGCUUCCUCUCCAUCCCUACCGACGACUGGGCAGCCCUCGUCGAAUUCACUGCCACCCAUGGGUUGAAACCGAAGCCCGAGGUCGGCAUCCAGUGGGGCGCGGGCGGUGACGCGUCGGUGGAAGAACUCGAGUCCGCAGGAACCCGUGACCCAAAGUGGCUGAUUGAUCGCGCUAAGACAUUCCUCGAAGCAGGAGCAUACAUGAUAAUGAUCGAGAGCGAGGGCAUCACAGAGAACGUCAAGAACUGGCGGACAGACGUCAUUUCUGCGGUUACCUCGGCGCUGCCGAGCGACAAGAUCAUGUUCGAGGCAGCGGAACCGGAUGUGUUUGCGUACCACAUCCAGAAUCAGGGCGCGCGCGCCAACCUCUUCAUUGACCAUUCGCAGAUUGUGCAGCUUGCAUGCUUGCGCCGUGGCAUCUGGGGCACUGGUAGCACCUUCAACCGAGUCGUUACAUUCGAGGGAGCUCAAGAGGGGCGGGCGAAACACAACUAUUGA
Messenger RNA from Postia placenta MAD-698-R-SB12, 915 nucleotides. RefSeq lists its product as hypothetical. The coding region runs from base 1 to 915 and encodes 304 amino acids. The record is from RefSeq and is a predicted model, not a curated record. The transcript has 4 exons. Lineage: Eukaryota; Fungi; Basidiomycota; Agaricomycetes; Polyporales; Adustoporiaceae.